AUGGGAGACCACUACCAGACGUUGGGACUCCAGCGCGACGCCAGCAAGGCCGACAUCAAGAACGCAUACUUCCGGCUCGCCCACCGCUACCACCCCGACCACCAUAACCACGCCGACGCCGCCGCCCGCGCGGAAGCCGCUCGCCGCUUCCGCCAGGCCAAAGACGCCUACGACGUCCUCUCCGACUACCACCGGCGUGCCGAGUACGACCACAACCUCCGUCGCUCCUCCUCGUCUUCGAGUGGCUACAGGACCUCCUCUUCGAGCAAACAGGGGAACCGGCAAGGAGGUGCCUCCUCCUCCUCGUCGUCUUCUUCGACUUCGAGUCACCACGGACACGGAGGUUCUCGGAGCAGGCCACGUCCACCUCGCCCGGGAGGAGGAUCUAAUCUCCGGAGCGUGCUCGUCGGGUAA
This is a messenger RNA of Lolium perenne, 414 nucleotides long. The record is from RefSeq and is a predicted model, not a curated record. Lineage: Eukaryota; Viridiplantae; Streptophyta; Magnoliopsida; Poales; Poaceae.